GAGGUAGUUGUUGGCUGGCUCGGGGAGAGCACUGUCACUGGCAUAAGCGGUAGUCGGCUCGUUCUGGGCUGUGUGUCAUGGAUGGGGAAAUUAUGGACGAGAAUGAAUGGAAUUACCACGGGGAAGGGAACAAGAGCCUGGUUGUGGCGCACACACAGCGUUGUGUGGUUCUUCGUUUCCUGAAGUUUCUUCCCAGCCGGAAUAAGACGGCGGAGGAAAUCUACCAACAUCUGCAAAACAUUCUGGAUUUUGGCAGACACAUAAUGAAACAAUUUCUUGGGGAGAAUUAUGUGCACCAUGGGGAAGUGGUGACGUUGCCUCUGGACUUUCUGAAGAGUCUGUGUUUAAAGGUCCAGUCCGAGAGGCCGGAGUCACGGUGCGAAAAAGAGAUGGACGUCAGUGGUUACGCCAUGUGCCUUCCAAAUCUAACCCGGCUACAGACCUUCCCAUUUGUAGAGCACAGACCCAUCUUCUGCAUAGAAAUUAAGCCAAAAUGUGGUUUUAUUCCGUCCUCUGCCCACAUUACAAAAGAGAUAAAGAAGAAGGUUUGUCGCUUCUGCAUGUAUCAGCACCUAAAGGUUGCCAAAGGAAAGUGGAAGAGUAUCAGCAAAUACUGCCCCCUGGAUCUCUUCUCUGGAAACAAACAGAGGAUGCACUUUGCCAUCAUGAAUUUAUUACAAGAGUCUCAAAAUAACUUAAAAAUCUUUAAGAACGGUGAAUUAAUUUAUGGCUGCAGGGAAGAGCAGGAGAACCAUUCUGAUCUGAAUAAACUUGCCCAUCACCUGAAACCGUUUUUCUUUCCAGCCAAUGGGCUGGUCAGUGGACCUCCAUGUACGAUGAAUGUGCUAAAAGAACUCAUAAAUGUGCUAACGGCAACUCUGCUAAGUAACUGCUCGGACCCCACCAGGGCAGGAAACAUAAAGUCAGUGCCCGUCUCACAGGGCAGGAAUUACUGCGAGGCCAGUCACUUUAGUACGGAGCUGCUCAGGAACAGUAAACAUAACAUUGAAGCUUCUGGUUUACCUAAAGGAUGCAUCUUAUACAAGACCCUUCAGGCUCAGAUGCUGGAUAUGCUGGACAUAGAAGGACUGUACCCUUUGUAUAAGAGAGUGGAGGCGUAUCUGGAGGAGUGUCCGGAGGAACGGAGCACUUUACUCCUGGAUGGACCUUAUAAUGAAACCUUUUUUGAGAAGUUAAAAGACCUUUCUCUGGAAGACGAUGGAAGUGUGGCGUACGCAGUGACAAAGAUUCAGCAGUACAGAGUAGCCAUGACUGCCAAGGACUGCUCUAUCAUGAUCGCACUUUCUCCCACCGUCCCCGAUGAAUGCUUUGAUCCAAAAUCUGUAAUAAAGACCUCCAGAUCAAGGUUACGGUAUUCAGUUUCCAUCUUGGACUUAGACCUGAAACCCUACGAAAACAUCCCACACCAGUAUAAGCGGGACCGUAAGAUUGUUAGUCACUACCUGAAAAGCACCCAGGCCAGUCACACCACACAUGUUCACAGCCAAUGAGGACCUCACAUUGCUGCUUCACAAAGUAUAAUGCUGCGUGUAGAGCGAGGACAUGAACGCAAUUUGCUGAGCUAGGAAUGUCUGCUCAUCUUGUCAUCCACUGCAUUUGAACUCCUCGCGCAUGUAUUUCUGUGAUGGCCGAGCACUCCGAAGAACUCAUAAUGCCUUCACAGUCAGACCGUUAUUAUUGACUGUUUUAUUACCUUUGGUCUGUGUAGAUAAUUAUUUUAUUUUUAAUACCGAAAAGGGCAAAAUCUGAGUAACUAGAAGCUGCCCUUUGUAUUUAUUCUGCUACUUUUCUAAUGUGUACCCGAGAUGCACGUAUCUGCCUCUUUCUACAAGAGAUACGUUUAUUUUCUUGAAAUAAUGGCAGCAUGUGGAUAGUCUGAUGUUUUGUUUGCUUUUAAACCAGAAUUUCUGUCUGGAGUUUUAGAAAAUGGCUGCUGAAAUCUCACUGCAGAUCAGUGCCUCCGGGUGUGUCUUGUUUUAUGGAAGUGUCAUUUGUUAACAUUAUAGAUUUGAGAAGUCUGUGACAAGUCAAAUACUUGAAUCUGGUCAGAUGGUGUCAGGAGUGAUUGUUAAGCCUUAAACAGGGGGUAUAUAAUGUGAAUGUCUCCUCCUGACACCAUUGUGCACACGACUAAAGAAUACAGUUAGUGCUGUGCCUCUAAUAGGCCGGGGAUGCGCACUGGAGCCUGAGGCGUUGCAACCUAUCUGAACUUAAAGAAACCCAUAUAGAAUCUGUAAUUUAUAAGUCUGCUGGUUAUGCCAAACUGUACAGGUGACUCACACGGAGGGCCUUGUAGUAGGUCGUUCUCUUGUUUAUAAGAGAGGUCUGUGUGAGCUGUAUAAAACCCAGGCUUACUUACUGUACAGGUGACUUGCACGGAGGGCCUUGUAGCAUGUCUUUUUGUUGUGUAUAAGAGAGGUUUGUGUUAGGCAUACACAGGUUCUCAUACAGACUACAGCAUGGCAGUGAAAUCUUUACAGCACCUCCGUAUUCUGUGUUUGGCUAAAAAGCUUCUACUGGUUAACUGAUGGUAUAAACAGCUGGUAUUGAGAAGAGGGGUGGUGUGGGUGUAAUUAGCAGGAGUGCCACCCAGCAUAGUGUAGUAUGUCACAUUGAUACCAUGUUAAACAUUUUAUCCUAAACUGUUUAGAAUAUUUGCGUGCUGGAGCCAAUCGUGUAGCUCUGAAUCUUGAUAGAAGAUCUGAUCUAACCUUAAACUGCCUUAUAUAAGAUUUAUUUAAAGGGACAUUAAGGUAAAUGUUUAUCUAUGUAUAGCGUAUAUCUGUGAUUGAGCACUGCCGUGCAAGGGAUCCGUAUACAAAAUAAAGGUUUUAAAAUCAUUUAACACUGACAUUUUGUUAGCACAAUUUACAAGGUGAUAUACACCCCCUAGAAAGGCCCCAUGGAAUCGAUGAACCUGUUCUCCUUUGCUGUUGCCAAUCAAGGACAGAUGUAAAUGGGCUUGUUCUAUGAACCUAGCAUGUUGCAGGGGUAGGUACAUUUCACUAUACUUACGUAUUUUCAGAGACAUUCUAUAGCAAAAGCAGGUAAAACAAUGUUUAUUGCAAUAUUUUAUUUUCCUUAAACAUUAUGGGUCUAUUCACAUUCAUUUAGAAAAGCGCAUCAAAUGAUUUAUCUACGAACCUCCCCCAUAGACAUUAAUGGUGUUUUUCUUUUGACCAAACCAUUAGAUGUUUUUUUUUUUUUUUAUUUAAAUUAUUUUUUUAUUUAAAGGAUUGUCAUUGGCUCUUGUAUCGGUUAUUAUAUUUGCAGUUACUGUCCCUUUAAGAGCACUGCACAUGCACUAGGAAGCUGAAUGUCCAUAUGAGGCAUCUCAUGAACUCAAGUCACUUGCAACCGUUCUGUUUUAAUGGAGAUUAUAGAUCCUGAUAAGCCUGAACAAAACCAACUAAACAACAUUACCAAGCGGCUACAUUUAACCAGCUGGAAGAUAAAUAAAACAGGGACGUCGCAAUGUAAAAGAUAAAGUUAUGGUCAAGCAGAUUGUUUAAUGGUUGAUGUAAGAAUAGUGAAGUAGUUGUUAUGAGAGUUUAUAAUCCGUCCCAAAAUAUCUUGUUUUAUGAGUUGUCCUUCACGUACUCAUUUAGCAAAAAGUUCUGUCCUUCUCAAAUAUUACCGCUGGGUUUGUCUGUAAAACAGAACGUCAGUCAAGUCAUGACAUCCUCCCCUUAUUACCGCUGGGUUUGUCAAUAAAACAGAACGUCAGUCAAGUCAUGACAUCCUCCCCUUAUUACCGCUGGGUUUGUCAAUAAAACAGAACGUCAGUCAAGUCAUGACAUCCUCCCCUUAUUACCGCUGGGUUUGUCAAUAAAACAGAACGUCAGUCAAGUCAUGACAUCCUCCCCUUAUUACCGCUGGGUUUGUCAAUAAAACAGAACGUCAGUCAAGUAAUGACAUCCUCCCCUUAUUAACGCUGGGUUUGUCUGUAAAACAACGUCAGUCAAGUCAGUCAAAGAAAGUCACUGUGUUCCGGUUGUCUCACCCGUGCCUACUGGGGGGCACUGAUAAUCACUUAUUUCUUGUAGGGAAAUCUACUUGCAAUUUUUUUGGUUUAUAAUAAAAAUGUGUUUAUUUUUAUCGGUGCUUCAAAUAAAUUUAACUCCAUUUCUAGUAGACAGUGUCUCUGGUGCAUAAAGCUGCAGAUCCUUUUUAUACACUGUUUUUAGUAGGAGUUAUUUGACAGAACCACAAGUGUUUAGCGAUUUAACCCUCCCCAAUUGUGUUUGCAAUUCACAGUACCAUUUAGUCUGUGUUUACACCCCAUUAUGGACGUUCAUUGCUACCAUAGACAUUGAUAGCCACAGGCAUCAAAUAUUAAAGGCAUCUCUUACAGAAAAGCUCAUGCAUUUUGAACAUUGUAAGUAAAAGGACCAGGCUUCACAUCACAUUGUUUCCUGCCUUUUAGCUUCAUCUUGAGUGGAAAAAUGCAUAUUAUGCAAAUAAUCUUAAGGGUUGAUUAUAUAAUAAAUGUUGAUUUAUUUGACAUAUCUCUUAAAAAAAAAAUAAAAAAAAUAAUCUAGCUCCUCUAUCUCUUGCUGGCUCCUUAAAUGGACAUGACAUGCACAUUUUUUUUCCAUGAUUCAGAUAUUAAAAUUUUAAACAUUUUUCAAUUACUUAUCUAAUAUGCUUCAUUCUAUUGUUAUCCUUUGUUGAAGAAGCAGCAGUGCACUACUGCGCGCUAGCUGAACAUAUCUGGUGAGCCAUUAACACGAGGCACAUAUGUGCACCCACCAAUCAGCAGCUGUUGGACCUACCUAGGUUUUCUUUUCAACCAAGGAUGCCAAAAGAACAAAGCAAAUUAGAUAAUAGAUGUAAAUUGGAAAGUUGUUUAAAAUUGCAUGUUCUAUCUGAAUAACAAAAUAAAAAAUGUGGGUUUCAUGUUCCUUAAUGCAACACAAAUGUAUUAGCCCCUGGUUCUGUGUAUAUAUCGGUAAGUAUAGAAGCCCAUUAGGGACAGAGAAUUUAAGCAGACUUGAAAACUGUUACCAAGCAACGUGUUUCAGAAAUAAAACAGUUUGUUCAGCAUUAAUAUGUAAAUCGUUUCUAUGAAGAUCAAUUUCUGUAACUUUAAAUAAUUUGUAUUUAAAUAAUUGUAUUUAUUUUCCAUGUCAUAAUAAAUUAUAUAUAAUGUGCCAUAACUUGUACAAUCAGCAUAAGCGAUUGGUUUAUAAAUGGAAGGACAACACUGUUUAUACUCAAUAAAAUAUUGUAACUUG
This is a messenger RNA of Bombina bombina (fire-bellied toad), 5258 nucleotides long. RefSeq names its product inositol-pentakisphosphate 2-kinase (gene IPPK). Gene Ontology annotation, molecular function: ATP binding; inositol-1,3,4,5,6-pentakisphosphate 2-kinase activity. Lineage: Eukaryota; Metazoa; Chordata; Amphibia; Anura; Bombinatoridae. The transcript has 13 exons. The record is from RefSeq and is a predicted model, not a curated record. The coding region runs from base 78 to 1511 and encodes 477 amino acids. Gene Ontology annotation, cellular component: nucleus. Gene Ontology annotation, biological process: inositol phosphate biosynthetic process.